Messenger RNA from Budorcas taxicolor (takin), 1268 nucleotides. It is a transcript of the gene SVIP, whose product is annotated as small VCP interacting protein. Gene Ontology annotation, cellular component: endoplasmic reticulum membrane. Gene Ontology annotation, biological process: negative regulation of VCP-NPL4-UFD1 AAA ATPase complex assembly; negative regulation of retrograde protein transport, ER to cytosol; positive regulation of autophagy. The record is from RefSeq and is a predicted model, not a curated record. The coding region runs from base 77 to 310 and encodes 77 amino acids. The transcript has 4 exons. NCBI's taxonomy places the organism in Eukaryota, Metazoa, Chordata, Mammalia, Artiodactyla, Bovidae.
GGACCCGCGUUUGAUCGCGCAGUUCUCACGGCCUGGUUUGGGCGGACCGCGGAGGAGUCCCCCGGCCGCGAUCCCCAUGGGGCUGUGUUUUCCAUGUCCCACCGAGGCCGCGCCUCCCUCGCCGGACCUGGAAGAAAAAAGAGCAAAGCUUGCAGAGGCUGCGGAGAGAAGACAGAAGGAGGCUGCAUCUCGGGGUAUUCUGAAUGUUCAGUCUGUGGAAGAAAAGAGAAAGAAAAAGGAAAAAAUAGAAAAAGAAAUGGCUACAUCUGGACCCCCACCAGAAGGUGGACUUAGAUGGACGGUUUCAUAAAGCACAGCAUGAAUGGAAGAGUCUACUGCCAGUAACUAAUACCUACAAUCAAGUGGACAUCCUCAGUUUAAUUUCUUCUCUUUGAAUAAAUGAAGGUUCAGACUUUGUAAUUUUAGUGCUCUCAAGUGCAGUGCUUUUUCAAAAUUGAAUAUUGAAAAUGCUUUUGAUUAUUAGAGUUAGAAAGUGGCCAGACCUUUCAUUAAAUUCUUAUUUUCCCUACCUUUGCUCUUCUGCAGAUGGUGGGUGAUUUGCCACUUUUUAGUAGUUAAAACAUUGACCUAAAUAGUGAAUAUAUAUUUGUAUAUUGCAUGGAAAAAUUCUGCAUAUGUCUCAGAUAUUUAAAGUUGCACUUGUAUUUUCUCUCCUUUAUGAAAUGAUCUAGCUCUUUAUAAUUUGCCGCUUAACCUUAUAUCUCAUUAUUUCAUUAUAUGUGAAGACUUUUGCUUAAACUUGUGGACUUAGUGCCUUUUAAACUGAUCAUCAGGGAAAAUCUUGAAAAAUCAUUUGAAGGGCUUAUAUGAAGGAACACUGUAAAUUUUUAUAACUUACUAAGAAAUUAAUAUUUAUUUCUAGAGAACAUAAAACAUCUCCUAAUUUCUAUUUCUGUAGCUUAUAAAAUUAACAUACUCUCUUUUACAUUAUAAUAAAGUAUUUUUUUUGCUUGCUGAAUUUAAAAUUAUAUGUUAGUGAUGCCAUCAGAGGGCAGUGAUGUACAAUAUACAGUAUUGGAUUCAACUCUAUAAAGAUCUUUGUAGUAAGUGAAUGAGUUAAAUUAAGAAUGGAUGGGUUAUACUUAGUGCGACUGUGUUUGUCCAAAUUUUAUAGGUGUUUUUAUUCUUUUUUAUUUAUUAAAGAAUGCGUAUAAGAUUUUUAAUGUGAAAUUGCCAAGGCCAGUAUGAAUGUAUGAGAGAACUAUGUAAGUAUUGUAUUUUAAAAGGUCUACUUUACACAUAAAAAU